Artibeus jamaicensis (Jamaican fruit-eating bat) is the source of this 968-nucleotide messenger RNA. RefSeq names its product DDB1- and CUL4-associated factor 4-like. The record is from RefSeq and is a predicted model, not a curated record. Gene Ontology annotation, cellular component: Cul4-RING E3 ubiquitin ligase complex. Gene Ontology annotation, molecular function: protein binding. Lineage: Eukaryota; Metazoa; Chordata; Mammalia; Chiroptera; Phyllostomidae.
AUGGCAGCCGCAGCCGUUUGUGCUCCAUCUCCUUCUGCUGGAUGCUCUCCCUCAGGGGACCGCCCUGGCAUGCUCUGCAGUUUCCGGAUCCCUGGGGCCUGGUCCUGCGCGUGGUCCAUGAACGCGCAGGUCAACAACUGCUUCAGUACAGGCUUGUCCCGGUGGGUCCUGGUGACCAACGUGGUGACGGGACACCGGCUAUCAUUUGGGACCAGCAGUGAUGUUUUGACCCAGCAGUUUGCUGUCAUGACUCCUUUGCUGUUUAAUGGCUGUCGCUCCGGGGAGAUCUUUGCCAUUGAUAUGCGUUGUCGAAACGAAGGCAAGAACUGGAAGGCCACCCGCCUGUUUCACCACUCAGCAGUGACAUCUGUGCAGAUCCUCCAAGAAGAGCAAUGCUUGAUGGCAUCCGACAUGCUGUGGGACCUGAGGACCACUAAGUGUGUAAAGCAGUACGAAGGUCACGUGAACGAGUACGCCCUCCUGCCCCUGCACGUGCACGAAGAAGAAGGAAUCAUGGUGGCAGUGGGCCAGGACUGCUACACGAGAAUCUGGAGCCUCCACGAUGCCCAGCUGCUCAGAACCAUACCCUCCCCACACCCCGCCUCCAGGACCAACAUUCCCAGUGUGGCCUUCUCUUCUAGGCUCGGGGGCUCCCAGGGGGCGCCGGGGCUGCUCAUGGCCGUCCAGCAGGACCUCUACUGCUUCUCCUACAGCUGAUUCUGCAGGGGGCAGCCUGGACGACUGUGGAUUUGGCUUAAGGGAGUAAAAAGUAGCCUUACUUCUGCCGUAAUUGCUGCUUCCAGCGAGGGCAUUUUAAGUGGAUGUUCUGUGUACACAGACCCCAUCCAUCCAGCUGCUGCAGAGAAAGAAGGUGCUCUGUGUUCCAUGGAGACACUUGACUAAACUUAAAUUGUGGGCUCAGAGAGCUUAAAAGUCCUUUUCAUAAAAGGUACCUAUUCCCUUUUGUU